AUGAGUGGAUCGCCAGAUGAGCAAGAAACGCUCGACAAGCUCGAUACCGAACUUGAGCUCAUCGAGGCGUCUUUGCUCCCGGUCGAAUCGCUCUCGUCUUCCGCUCGGGAUAGUCUACCUCGGACGAUCGAUAUGUCGAGCACUGACAGCCAGCUACGUAUAUCGAUCAAUGUCUCUCAAGGAUACCCUGGUCGGGAUGCGGUAGUGAUGGAAAUCAAGGGAGCGGAUAUAGGGAGAGAUGAGGCGGAAGAGUGGAAGACGAAAGUCGAGGGGAUGAUGCAGGAAUGGGACGAUGAGUCCGAUACACCACUCUACACGAUCAUGACGACCCACUUCCUCCCUCUCCUCUCCAUUCCACGAUCCCUAUCCUCCGCGAGCCCAGACGAUGCUACCCCACCCAAACCUACACCGAUGCCCCACCAUGCCCUCAUUGUCACACACCACCUCCUCUCGCCCACAAAACGCAAGCUUCUUAUCCAGCUCUCGUCCGAACUCAAUCUCGUCGGGUUUUCAAAGACCGGCCAUCCUGGCAUCUUGUACGCCACAGGGGAUAAGGAGGAUAUUCAAGAAUGGCUGGUCCAGGUCAAAUCAUGGAACUGGCUCGCUCUGAAAGUCAGGAUUGCGUACGCACGGACUGCCAACUCCGCAUUCCUUACCCCGGAUAAACAAUUAUCCGCCGGCUGCUCGUUGAGCUCCAGGCGAGCUGCAGACCGCUUCCUUCCUCUCUUCCCUCUCCCUCCCUUUCCUAGUACAUAUUUUGCUCGACAACAAAGACAACGUCACCACCAGCAGAUGGAGCAGGCAUAUGGUGUAGUCGGGGACCUGCCGUACGCGAUGUUCAAGCACUACGCGCGGCAUCGGAGAUUCCCUCACAUCGCGUACACCGAGCAUCACAUCGCGGUUACGCUCGAAAGCGCUGCAAGACCUUUCGACUUCUUCAACCACCCCUUCUACCCCGACUUCUUCACCUCUGAUCCCGCCGCCGAGCUGCACGCCCUCCUCUCUGGCCAUAUAGAUCCGUCAGAUCGACAUGAUCCAGUUAACGAGAAGCUGCCGGUGACUCAGGGGACUGUCGACUUUCUGCGAAAAUCAACGAAGAAGGGCAAAGGGAAAUCAUUAGCGGAGGCGGCGGCGUUCCUGAAGAGAGGGGAUGAAGUGGACCCCUACCCCAAGCGAUCACGUCCGAUCAGGACACUCCUCACCAUGAAGGCCUUAUCCGACAUCGCAGCCAGAGGUCAAACUCCCCCUCUUCCUGCCCGUCCAGCCGACCUUUCCAACUCAGACAACAAGCACCACCUCUCGUUGGACGGUGGACCGCCGGCGGAACUCAACGAUAAGCUAGAUGUCGAUACCAUCCUUGAGCUCAAACCGCGAAUGACAGCCACUCAAGCUGCGGGGCUCAUGAAUGCCAGAACUCGGAUAAUCGAGGGCAUGAGGAAGUCGAAAGAGAGGGCUGGAGCGACCGUCAAGGAUGCAGCUAUAUGGAAAGAAUGGGAUGAGGAGUACGAGAGGAGGUCAAAAAACAUACCAAGACCUAUACGCCCUCCUCUGAUGCCCCUGCUACACGAGCCGUACAUCAAGCUUCGACCUGUAUCAUCCGCCCCAGCCGCGAAAGAGGAAUGCGGAGUCACUGGAAGGGAGGAGCUACGGGAUAUGCUGGGGCUGAGUGUCGAUGAUUCCAGACCAGCAGAUGGGCGAGAGAAAGAGAUGGAGCUAUACGAUUGUAACCGGGCGAUACUCGGUCUAGAAGGCCACCUUGAGCCAAUCACGCCACUCGUCGUCCCUCAUCAUCUUCCUCCAGCCCCGCCGUGCUUCGAUAUGCGCCGUCCGAAUUUGGCCUAUCAACGGCCGAAUCACAGGGAUGAUAUGGACUGCGAUGUCGUGCAAGGAGAAGACGGCGUGUAUUAUAAAAGGUGGCCAGAUGGGAAGAUGAGGUCGUAUCAGACGGAUGUGCAGCAGGCUCGGGGGGACUUCCGGGACGUGAGAGACUUUGCUUCUCAGUACGGCCAAGAGCCUGUCUACCAAGCGCAAGCACAAGAUGACGCACAUCCCGGCGACUACCGCAGUCCACACGCCCAGUUCGACGAGCGCCCACCCGAAUACGUCUGGGCACAGUCCGGACAUUGGCGCGGGAGCCAGUCGGGCCGGGUCCGGCAUGACGGAAGCGUACCUACCAGCCGAGAGCUCUCCAGUGUCGAAGCCGCCAUCGAUAUCGCGCCGGACUACAUGAACUCGCCGGUACUUUCCGCUCUCGAUCCUAAUUCCCAUCGCCGGAACGGCGUUUCACAACCAUCGACCGGUCCGGCCGAUCCUGGUCUUGCUCUAGCGAGCAAGAAAGCCGUCAAGCGCCGCCUGAUGACCAAUGUUGACCUCAAUGCUAUAGUAGCCAAGCGAGCAAAGCUCGACGUCGUCGACCCAGCGAAAGAGACAGGCCCUACCUCUUCACACCCUCCUGCCGAGAGCGCCUUUGACAGCGCAAAAUACCUCGCCGACUUCGUCACCGCCAAUACGGGCCGCACGCGAACUCCAGCCAUAAAACCAGGUCGAGGCGCCCGCCUCACCUCUCCUGAGCUCUCGCACGAUCACCACCCCGCUGCCAAGCAAGUCCACUGGCGGCUCAACCCCCUUCUCCACAAUUCGCGGUGGUACACCCGCGCCGCGUCCCUUCCUCCCAUCCCCUCCUCCUCCGAUGAGACGCCCAUCAAGCCCGUUCUGGCCUGCAUCGGCCUUAUGCAGAACGUCCUGCUCAUCACGGCCCUCAAGAAGCAAGCAUUCGACAUUAUCGACGAAGACCGGCCGACCCUCUCUGGCGUGGACUUUGCCAUGUCAUCCACGACCGGUAUCCUCUUUCGACCUGUCCAUAACCUUCUCCACGGCGCGGGUGAUCUCCUCGAUGAUCUCGGAAUGGCGGUACAGCACUAUGCGCGGGUCAUACUUGUCUUUGAGGUCAAGUCUUACGGGAUCAGACUCCCCGAGCCAGACGUCGGGACUGGCGAAGCCGCCGUGCCAAUGGACGAUCCCGAUCCGCUCACUCCGGCCAUCUAUCGCGCUCUCGGCGAGUUCUCGGAUAAGGUGGAAGAGAUCAAGCAUCGACGUGGUGCCGAGGACGGAGGGGGAGGAGACGUCAAGGUGGUGUUUGGGAUGAAUGGUCCAGGGGAGGUGGCUAGGGUCACCAGGGCAAUGGCGGACCAUACGGAGAAGGACUGUAUGGCAGGGGAGGGAAGUGAUUGGCUGGAAGGUACCGGGGGUGAGGAAGAGAGGAUACUGGAACAUCAGUUCGGAGUCAAUCUGUAUGCGAGCCGAGCGAUCCUGGCGCGUUUCAAGCCGUUCAGUGCGUACAUGGCCAAAUGGACGGAUCAGGACGCUGUGGAUGAGCUAGGCAAGGUGAUCGGGAGGGGUGUAGCAAAAAAGCUGGUGGAUAAGCUGUUCGCAACCGAGGACGCGGCGGAUAUGCUGGGAUGA
This is a messenger RNA of Dioszegia hungarica, 3462 nucleotides long. RefSeq lists its product as uncharacterized. Lineage: Eukaryota; Fungi; Basidiomycota; Tremellomycetes; Tremellales; Bulleribasidiaceae. The coding region runs from base 1 to 3462 and encodes 1153 amino acids. The transcript is spliced from 11 exons. The record is from RefSeq and is a predicted model, not a curated record.